Chionomys nivalis (European snow vole) is the source of this 4602-nucleotide messenger RNA. It is a transcript of the gene Slc25a36, whose product is annotated as solute carrier family 25 member 36. The record is from RefSeq and is a predicted model, not a curated record. Gene Ontology annotation, molecular function: pyrimidine nucleotide transmembrane transporter activity. Gene Ontology annotation, biological process: pyrimidine nucleotide import into mitochondrion. Lineage: Eukaryota; Metazoa; Chordata; Mammalia; Rodentia; Cricetidae. Bases 182 to 1117 code for a protein of 311 amino acids. Gene Ontology annotation, cellular component: mitochondrion. The transcript has 7 exons.
GCUGCGCAGUCGGGUGGAGGUCGCCGAAUCGGGGACGGCGCCGGGAGGGUUCGCCGGUGGCCCUUCCGCAGCUGCCGCUCCGCCCGCUCCCCCGGCGUCCCUCUCGGCCCACGCCUCUGCCAGUGGCGGGCUGCCGGCUCCGCGUCCCGCCUCUGCGCCCGGAGGACAUGCAGAAGAGAGGAUGAGCCAGAGGGACACGCUGGUGCAUCUGUUUGCCGGGGGAUGUGGUGGCACAGUGGGAGCUAUUCUAACAUGUCCACUGGAAGUUGUCAAAACGCGGUUACAGUCAUCCUCUGUGGCACUCUACGUCUCUGAAGUUCAGCUGAACACCAUGACCGGAGCCAGUGUCAACCGAGUAGUGUCCCCUGGGCCUCUGCACUGCCUGAAAGUUAUCCUGGAAAAAGAGGGUCCUCGCUCAUUGUUUAGAGGAUUAGGCCCCAACUUAGUGGGGGUGGCACCCUCCAGAGCAAUAUACUUUGCUGCUUAUUCAAACUGCAAGGAAAAGUUGAAUGGUGUUUUUGAUCCUGAUUCUACCCAAGUACACAUGAUUUCAGCUGCAAUGGCAGGUUUUACUGCAAUCACUGCAACAAACCCCAUUUGGCUUAUAAAGACCAGGUUACAGCUUGAUGCAAGGAAUCGUGGGGAAAAGCGAAUGGGUGCGUUUGAAUGUGUUCGUAAAGUAUAUCAAACAGAUGGACUGAGAGGAUUUUAUAGAGGCAUGUCUGCCUCCUAUGCCGGCAUAUCAGAGACAGUUAUCCAUUUUGUUAUUUAUGAAAGUAUAAAGCAAAAACUGCUGGAGUGUAAGACUGCUUCCAUGAUGGAAAGUGAUGAAGAGUCUGUGAAAGAAGCAUCGGAUUUUGUGAGAAUGAUGCUAGCUGCUGCCACCUCAAAAACUUGUGCCACAACCAUAGCGUAUCCACACGAAGUUGUAAGAACACGACUACGAGAAGAAGGAACAAAAUACAGAUCUUUUUUUCAGACACUGUCUUUGAUUGUUCAAGAAGAAGGUUAUGGGUCUCUUUACCGUGGCCUAACAACUCAUCUGGUGAGACAAAUUCCAAACACAGCCAUUAUGAUGGCCACCUAUGAAUUGGUGGUCUAUCUACUUAAUGGAUAGCAGCGUGGCCUGUCAUGCUACAAAGCAGGAAGACCAAAAGAUCACAGUGGACCAUGGAAUCUUGAAGCCAGCAUGGUGGACAGAAGACAGUAAUCUGGAAGCAUAUAACUACUAUGGCUGAGUGGAAGUUUGGCUGUAGGAAGUAAAGUACCACACUACAUUAGUCUUUCAGUGAACAGGCCCUGGGCCACCACUAAGAGAAUGCUUCGAAAAGCAUUCGUUUCUUAAAAUUGCCAUUUUCUCUACCAUUGUUCACAGCUAUGGGGUUUUUUUUAAAUUGAUUUAUGACAUUCAGAAUGUAGUGUUAAUUGCAUUCUUUCAGUCUUCUAAACAGUCAUCUCUAAGUAAUUAUCCAAAGAUAGUGGUGACAAUUGCAAAUGUCUAACUUGACAUCUUCUGUAAUACUGUAAAAUAAUGAUAGAUAGAUCCUUAAUGCGAUUUUCCUGAGAGGGCCCUGCUUGGUACAGUGUUCUAAAAUCAUUUGGCAUCAGUAGUCACUGUAUUUGACAACCAGUGAAAUGGUAUCUAAAUACCUUACUUUCAGCAUUAGAAUGUUUUGAUCACAACUGAUAUAUUUAUUACAAUGUGGACUUUUAUCAUAUCAGAUGUGCAUGGUUAAUGUGGGGGCUAUAAAAUAAGCUAGUGGAUGCCAACUCAGUGACUUUAUGACAAGUGCUUCAUCACAUCUUCUCCAAUUACAUAAUGCAUGAAUGAGGCAUAUGUGAUUAUCAUAUUCUCAUAUCCACAUGUUAUUUACAAAAGUAAAGAAGUUAAUGACUUUUGAGUCUGUUCUUCUUACUUUUACAGUAAGAAUUUUAAUCUCUAAAUUAUUUCCACAUUUGUAUAGAUCAUUCUUGGUUGAUAGAGAAAAUGGUAAUUUUUCACUUUUGCCCAUGAAGUGAUGCUAAUGUUUAGGACAAGAUAAAUAUUACAAAAAGAGGUCUUCAGCUAUGUGACAGCAACCGCAGUCGACCAGGAGUUUGUCCAUCAGUGUGCUGCACUGGACAGAUUUUCUGUCCUAAUUUUCUGAAUGUUCUAUCAUAAAGUCAGGCGAAUUUCAGUUCAAUGUGUUAACAAGAUAUAGUUUUUAAAUUUUGCUAUUGAGUCAGCGACACCUUUUAACACUUUAAUUGUAUUAUAUAAGGCCAUUAUAAAGGUGUUUGCUGUAAUACUAUAGAUUUUCCAAUGGAUGUUGCUAUAUUGGUAUAUAAAUAAAACUUCUACAAUUAAACUCCACUGUGGUACUCAUCGGUGUACCCUAACCUUACAUUUUGUGCAAUGGCUUUCUCUUCAGAAUGACUAUGUGAAUGCACUUUGUGGCCUUUUAAGGGGGUAAGAAUUUGUGUUAAUUUUUUAAAAUAUUGUUAGGUAUUAGGCAGAAGCAGUGUUCAUAAUAUUUUUUUGGAUUUUUAGACAUGUUUUGGAUAUAUUUUGGAGAUCUUCCAGUGUUCUAAGUGUGCCGUGUACUGUGUAAUGCCACAAUAUGGAGAAAAGCUGCAUGCCAUUGAAAGCUUUCGCUGCUGUCAUCAAUGAAGUUUAACACCCUCUUAAAUUUCUCACCUUGACUUCCUUGUAACCCAUAACUGGAUGUUCUUGAGGUGCUCAUUUGGAAUUAAAAAUAUUCCAAUCUAUUUGGAGACCAAAGGCGAGUUCAGAUUGUUACCUUUGGAAUUCUUGCAGCUUUGACAUUUAUUACAUGGAACAUACCAAAAAUAAAUUCUCACCUGGGGUUUAGCUUAAAUCUGUAGAGAAGGUCUCAGGCUAUAGUGUUUGCCUCUUCAGGUGCCAUUGAUACUGCCUGAUACAGUGCCAUUUGCUCUGUGAAGAUCCAGAACUCUUAGUUGUGUUGAAUGUAGGACAUGUUCUCCUGUGUUACACAGAUCUCAAAUGAUGAAGAAUGACAAGAAAACCAGCAGCUAAGGAACAGCCUGUGUAGUGUAGCAGAUCCAUAAUAAGUGUCCUUCAAGGAUGAAUAUGUGUUCUGUGUUUCCUAAGAAAAACUUUCCAUUUGCCUCUAGUGCGCUGUACUCGGUGUUUAAAGAGUUAGUGUGUGUUCUGCAAGAAAGGGGUUUAAAGUCUUAGUAUUUACUUUGAAAGCAGUCAUUGGAAAGGAGCAAUGAGGUCUGUUUUCUCUUUCCCCUGAGUACUGUCUGCCAUAGUUUAUGACAGAGAUAAUUAAAAAACAUAUGUGUAUUAUAUAUAGUUUGUCUCUUUAAAGAUUUUCUUAAAUCCAUUGUAAUGUUGAAAAGCUGUGUAUACUCAGAGCAUUGGGUUUUUUAAAAUUGUUUUCUUUUUUUUUAUUUUUUUUAUUUUAUUUUAUUUUUUUUAAAUUGUUUUCAAUCAGAUAAUCUUGUUAAAAAUGUUUUAGAGAGCUAGAGUGGACCUUUUUGUAUACUUUUGUUGUGGCCCUCUCAGAAAAUUGAACUUAUUCAGACAAGCUAGAGCAGUAGCUACUGGAAGCAAACCCUCACCCAUCAGGGACUCUGCUGUGGCUCAAAGACUUGAAAUUUGGGUAUUCCAGUUGGUGAACCGUGGAGUCUAGUGGGAUACCAUAUAGUGCUUUAAAUUCCCAGGGAAUGCUCUACUACCAAACUUUGUUUUUGUUUUAUGAUAGGAUCUCUUAUUACCCAAGAUAACCUUGAACCCCGAAUUUUUCUGCCUCUGCCUACUAAGUGCUGGUAUUACAGACCCCACCAUACCCACCAGCUCAGUCCCAGUUCUCAUUAUAUGACUGUAGAACCUGCCUGACUCACUAGAGGGAGCUCAGCUGGCUUAGAAUUCUGAAACUAUGACAACAUCCUUAGGUCAUUUAGCCCAGCCAUGUCUCCUAACCCUGGAUGUCUGCUGUGUGUUAGCUUUGUUAGGAUGAGCGCAGUUUGGGGUGUUCAAAAGAAAAAAAAAUGUAUUUAAAGUAGCUUUUUAAAAUCACCGUGAAAUAGUGAUUUCAAUUUGAAGAACUUAAGUGGUAGGAAUUAAUCUCCCCUUUCUCUAAGGACCUGCUUUGUAUCUCUGUUUACAUGCUCUUCUGCAAACUGCUCGUGUUAUAGGGACCCCUGUAGGGCUGAGACAUAGCUCAUUUGUCCUCACUGAUCAUGACUUAACAUUCCUAAGAAGACGGGUGUCUGCUAACAGGACCGCAUUUACCUUAUGAAAUAGAGUGCUUUCUGCCCUCAUGUACCUUUUCUAACAUUGUUUCUCCUUGACUCUACCUUGGUUAUUAUGCUGCCCAUUUUAGAAACUAAAAAGUUCUGCUCAGUUAUGUUAAACUUUUUUGACUGUACCCCAGUGGAUGUGAAUUAAAUUAUACCAAUCACUCAUAGUUCAGCCAGCUUUAAAAGAGCUGAUGAGUUUUGCCCAUUUAUAUGAGUGUUGCUAUUGCAUUUUUGUACAUGGCUGCAGAUUAUGUGCAUUUAUUCUGUAUGUUAACUAGCUGACUUGUACUUGAAUUAAAAUUCAGGAAAUUAAAAUGCUUUUGAAAAUGUGGU